UCUAUUGAUUUUAUUCGCAUGUCUCGAUUUGAUUUGAGUUUUUUUUGAAAUUUUUGAAAUUUUUUUAAUUAAAUUUAAUUUAAUAUUCGAUAAGAAAAAUGUCGCGAUCAUAUGAUCGUCCGAUGACCCACCAAGAAUAUUUGAAAUUAAAAUAUUCAUCACAGGAUGAUUAUGAACGUAAACCAAAGAAAAAGAAAUUGAAAACAUCUACAUCGAAUGUCAAGCAACCAACUGUUUCCAUUAUCGAUACAGACGUUGAUUUUCGACAACAAAUAAAACGAUAUGAUAGUGAUGAAGAAGAAUUAUAUUUUGGUACCAAAGAAGAAAAACCAAUCGUUACGGCUGUGAUUGAUGAACGUCCCAUUCAUAUGCGUACCGAUUCUGCUGAUCGAACUAAAUGGAAAGCAAUCGUAUUUCGUGAUCGAAAAACAGGUAAAAUACGUGAAAUCGAGAAAGAAUUGAAAGAAAAACAGGAAAAAGAUGAACAAAAUGCUAUCGAACAGGCUGAAAAACAAGCAGUCUAUGAUCGAUGGUCAAAAGGCCUGGUACAACGCGAAGAACAAUUGGAAAAAAUGGAGAGUGAAUUACACGAAAUGUCAAAGCCAUUAGCACGUUAUAAAGAUGAUGAUGAUCUUGAUGAAUUAUUACGAAAUCAAGAUCGUCAAGAUGAUCCAAUGUUGGCCGAAAUAAUGAAAAAACGUGAAGAGGAAAAAAGUCAAGAUCCAAAUUAUAAAAAAUUUCCCAAAUAUCGUGGUCCACCACCACCACCGAAUCGUUUUGAUAUUAAACCAGGAUAUCGUUGGGAUGGUGUUGAUCGUUCGAAUGGUUAUGAAGCAAAAUAUUUUGCUAAAAAAGCCGAUCGUGAAGCUAUUCAAGAGGAAGCAUAUCAUUGGAGUACGACAGAAAUUGAUUUAACUGCCGGUUUAUUACCGAAAAUCGCCGAUGCUAAAGAAUCCGAAUUCGGUUAUGUAUUUGCUGUAUCGGGACCUGUAGUUACGGCCGAAAAAAUGUCCGGUGCUGCUAUGUAUGAAUUGGUACGUGUUGGUCAUGAUGAAUUGGUUGGUGAGAUUAUUCGUUUAGAAGCUGGUGUCACUGUCGGUGAUCCGGUAUUACGAACAGGUAAACCAUUAUCCGUUGAACUUGGUCCCGGUAUUAUGGGUAGUAUAUUUGAUGGUAUACAACGACCAUUGCGAGACAUUCAUGUGCUCACCGAUAGUAUCUACAUUCCAAGAGGUGUUAAUACAACUGCUCUAAGCCGUACGGUUAAAUGGGAUUUUAUGCCACAAAAUGUUCGUAUCGGUUCGAAUAUUACUGGUGGUGAUAUUUUUGGUUUCGUUCCGGAAAAUACAUUGAUCAAACAUAAAAUUAUUCUACCACCAAAAGCCCGUGGUAUUGUUACUUAUAUCGCUGAACCGGGUAGCUAUGAUUUGAAUGUAAGUAAUUAUUCGAUGAUCCGAAUGCAAAUCAGUUUAAUUAAUUUCUUGUUUUAAAUGUUCGUAAAGGAUGUUGUUUUGGAAACCGAUUUCGAUGGACAAAAAACCAAAUAUACUAUGUUGCAAAUAUGGCCCGUACGUCAAAUGCGUCCAACUGCCGAAAAAUUGGCUGCAAAUCAUCCACUUUUAACUGGUCAACGAAUCGAUGGUAAAACUGAAUCAAUUAUGAAACGAACAACAUUGGUUGCCAAUACAUCGAACAUGCCUGUAGCUGCUCGUGAAGCAUCCAUCUAUACUGGUAUCACAUUAGCCGAAUAUUUUCGUGAUAUGGGUUAUAAUGUAUCUAUGAUGGCUGAUUCAACAUCUCGUUGGGCUGAAGCAUUGCGUGAAAUUUCUGGUCGUCUAGCUGAAAUGCCUGCCGAUUCAGGUUAUCCAGCAUAUCUUUCGGCUCGUUUAGCUUCAUUUUAUGAACGUGCUGGCCGUGUUAAAUGUAUUGGAAAUCCAUUACGUGAAGGUUCAGUAUCGAUUGUUGGUGCUGUAUCACCACCGGGUGGUGAUUUCUCAGAUCCUGUUACAUCGGCUACACUUGGUAUUGUACAAGUAUUUUGGGGUUUAGAUAAAAAAUUGGCACAACGUAAACAUUUUCCAUCGAUUAAUUGGCUAAUUUCAUAUUCAAAAUAUAUGCGUGCAUUAGAUGAUUUUUAUGAUCGUAAUUAUCAGGAAUUUGUUCCAUUACGUACAAAAUGUUCACAAAUUUUGCAAGAAGAAGAAGAUUUAUCUGAAAUUGUACAACUAGUCGGUAAAGCAUCAUUAGCCGAAACGGAUAAAAUUACAUUAGAAGUUGCUAAAAUUAUUAAAGAAGAUUUUCUACAACAAAAUGGUUAUACACCAUAUGAUCGUUUCUGUCCAUUUUAUAAAACUGUAGGAAUGAUGAAAAAUAUGAUCGGUUUUUAUGAUUUAGCUAAAAAUGCUGUCGAUUCAAAUAAAGGCGAUAAUCGUGUAACAUAUGCAAUGAUCAAAGAAGCAAUGAAUGAUAUUAUGUAUCAAUUAAGUUCAAUGAAAUUCAAAGAUCCGGUUAAAAUGGGUGAAGCUAAAAUUAAAAAAGAUUUUGAAGAACUUUAUGAAAAUAUGCAACAAGCAUUUAGAAAUCUUGAAGAUUAAAUUAACCAUGUCUUGUCAUAACGGGCAGCGAGUAACAACAACAAAAAAAAAUCCAUAUUCCAAAGCCAAUAAUUUUUAUUUAUUAUCUAUUCAUGAAGAAAAUAUAUUUGUAAAUCCA
Molecule: messenger RNA, 2712 nt
Organism: Dermatophagoides pteronyssinus (European house dust mite)
Lineage: Eukaryota; Metazoa; Arthropoda; Arachnida; Sarcoptiformes; Pyroglyphidae
Product: V-type proton ATPase catalytic subunit A-like
Biological process (GO): ATP metabolic process; proton transmembrane transport
Cellular component (GO): lysosomal membrane; proton-transporting V-type ATPase, V1 domain
Molecular function (GO): ATP hydrolysis activity; ATP binding; proton-transporting ATPase activity, rotational mechanism
Source: RefSeq, a predicted model, not a curated record